Molecule: messenger RNA, 1431 nt
Organism: Gekko japonicus
Lineage: Eukaryota; Metazoa; Chordata; Lepidosauria; Squamata; Gekkonidae
Product: membrane-associated phosphatidylinositol transfer protein 1-like
Exons: 3
Coding region: 8-553 (181 amino acids)
Biological process (GO): phospholipid transport
Cellular component (GO): cytoplasm
Molecular function (GO): phosphatidylcholine binding; phosphatidylinositol transfer activity; phosphatidylcholine intramembrane carrier activity
Source: RefSeq, a predicted model, not a curated record
UGGUUUCAUGAUCAUCUAUGUGACUGGACGUCCGGACAUGCAGAAGCAUCGCGUGGUGGCCUGGCUCACCCAGCACAACUUCCCCCACGGCAUCGUCUCUUUCUGUGAUGGCCUCACCCACGAUCCCCUGCGCCAGAAGGCUGCCUUCCUGCAGGGCCUGCAGCAGGAGGCAGAAGUCAACAUUGUGGCUGGUUACGGAUCCACCAAGGAUAUCUCUGUCUACAGCUCCUUAGGGCUCCCUCCGUCUCAAAUCUACAUUGUGGGCAGAGCUGUGAAAAAACUGCAAAGCCAGUGCCAGUUCCUGUCAGACGGCUACGUUGCACACCUUGCUCAGCUGGAAGCAGCCUCCCUCGCCCACUCGCCAAAGGGAACAACAAGGCCCACCCUGGGCAAAGGCAGUUACGGCUGCCCUGCUCCUGUCGACUUCCUGCGCAAGCAGAGCCAGCUGUUGCGCUCGCGGGGGCAGAGCCAGGUAGAACGAGAGGGGUCGGGGAGUGCCCAGCCCCGGGCCAAGACACGUAGUGUCAGCCUCAAGCUGGAUAGUGAAGAGUAAGCCUAUGUGGGGGAAGUCCUCGCCUUGUCCGAGCAACAGCGGCUGGUGCCAAGGGUGGGUCUGCGGUGGGAAAGAGCCAAGGACGCCAGGUGCAGAGAAAGAGGAAGAAAGAAACCACUCUGCCUAGCAGAGGCUGCGAGCUGGUGUACAGUGCCAUUUGGACAUGGAGAAAUGUCUACGUAACCCCAGAGUUCCUUCUGUCAUAUCAAGCCCAACUUCCUGCUGUUCUGUUUGUGGUCCCCUUUGACCCACAGCUCAGCCAACAUCUCUCAGCUCACUUCUGGGGAGUGGAGCAGGGAACCUUGACAUAAACUGUGUUUGUGAAUUGACUGUUUGCAUUCUCCCUUUUCUGGUUUUUGAGGGCUGUGUGUGUGUGUGUGUGUGUACACUGGUAUAUGUGUUUGUGUGAGUGUGUAUACACACACACACACACAAUCUCCCAAUCUUAUGCCAAGUGAGCCAGUAGUGGGUCCACCACCACCACCCCCGCCCCCACCUGCUCACCCCCUGUCUUUUCCAGGUCUUCCUAUUUCUGUCUGUGGCUUAAAUGGGGUGGGUAGUUAUGGAAACAAAACCUGGAGGGGUUUUGUCCCUUUCCCUGCCUCCAGCCCCUCAUGCAAUCCUCAGCCCAGUCCUGCCUGUGCCCUGGCCUUUGGGUGUCUGCAUGGUACUGCCCCACUGCGCAUGUAUUGGGUCUGAUGUGAGAGCACAGGGUAUUCAGGACCAAGGAGGAAUCUCUACUCCCUUCAGAUGUGGAAACAGCUCAGCUGAGGGUUUAAUAUUUAUUUUGUUCUGUCCGAAUUGCUGGGAGGUUUGGAGUAGAAUCUUCGUCUGGAGGAUUUGCAAGGGUUUUACAUUUCCUUUAAAUGUGUUACAAA